This is a messenger RNA of Acomys russatus (golden spiny mouse), 2523 nucleotides long. It is a transcript of the gene Ggcx, whose product is annotated as gamma-glutamyl carboxylase. The record is from RefSeq and is a predicted model, not a curated record. Gene Ontology annotation, molecular function: vitamin binding; gamma-glutamyl carboxylase activity. NCBI's taxonomy places the organism in Eukaryota, Metazoa, Chordata, Mammalia, Rodentia, Muridae. The transcript is spliced from 15 exons. Gene Ontology annotation, biological process: peptidyl-glutamic acid carboxylation. Bases 7 to 2283 code for a protein of 758 amino acids.
GCAGAUAUGGCUGUGCACCGCGACUCUGCACCGGCCGCUCCCGCCUCAGAUAAAGUACAGAAAAACAAGCCUGCACGGACACAAGGCCUCAGACAGGGCAGCCGAAUGGAGAAACUUUUAGGGUUUGAAUGGACAGAUCUAUCCAGCUGGCAGAGUGUCGUGACCCUGCUUAACAGACCAACGGACCCCGCAAACCUGGCUGUUUUUCGUUUUCUCUUUGCAUUCUUGAUGCUACUGGACAUUCCCCAGGAACGGGGCCUUAGCUCCCUGGACCGGAAGUACUUGGAUGGGCUGGAUGUGUGCCGAUUCCCCUUGCUGGAUGCCUUGCGCCCACUGCCACUUGACUGGAUGUAUCUUGUCUACACCAUCAUGUUUCUGGGGGCACUGGGCAUGAUGCUGGGCCUGUGCUACCGGCUAAGCUGUGUGUUAUUCCUGCUACCAUACUGGUACGUGUUUCUCCUGGACAAGACAUCGUGGAACAACCACUCCUAUCUGUAUGGUUUGUUGGCCUUUCAGUUGACAUUCAUGGAUGCAAACCGCUACUGGUCUGUGGAUGGCCUGCUGAAUGCCCGGAAGAAGAAUGCCCACGUGCCCCUUUGGAAUUACACAGUCCUGCGAGGCCAGAUCUUCAUUGUGUAUUUCAUUGCGGGUGUGAAAAAGCUGGACGCAGACUGGGUUGAGGGCUACUCCAUGGAGCACUUGUCCCGGCACUGGCUCUUUAAUCCCUUCAAGCUGGUGUUGUCCGAGGAGCUGACAAGCCUGCUGGUGGUACACUGGUGUGGGCUUCUCCUUGACCUCUCAGCUGGCUUCCUGCUCUUUUUUGAUGCCUCAAGAUCCAUUGGCCUCCUUUUCGUGUCCUACUUUCACUGCAUGAAUUCCCAGCUCUUCAGCAUAGGUAUGUUUCCCUAUGUCAUGCUGGCCAGCAGCCCUCUCUUCUGCUCAGCUGAAUGGCCUCGGAAGCUGGUAGCCCAAUGCCCCAAAAGGCUGCAAGAGCUGCUGCCUGCCAAGGCUGCUCCUCGGCCCAGUGCUUCCUGUGUCUAUAAGAGGGGCCGGGCCAAAGCCAGUCAGAAGCCGGGGCUGCGCCACCAGCUGGGAGCUGUCUUCACCCUGCUCUACCUUCUGGAACAGCUCUUCCUGCCCUAUUCGCAUUUCCUCACCCAGGGUUAUAACAACUGGACAAACGGGCUGUACGGCUAUUCCUGGGACAUGAUGGUGCACUCGCGCUCACACCAGCAUGUAAAGAUCACCUACCGCGAUGGCCUCACUGGGGAGCUGGGCUACCUUAACCCUGGGGUAUUCACACAGAGCCGGCGAUGGAAGGAUCAUGCAGACAUGCUGAAGCAAUAUGCCACUUGCCUGAGCCUCCUGCUUCCCAAGUACAAUGUCACUGAGCCCCAGAUCUACUUUGAUAUUUGGGUCUCCAUCAAUGACCGCUUCCAGCAGAGGCUUUUUGACCCUCGUGUGGACAUCGUGCAGGCUGUCUGGUCCCCCUUCCAGCGCACACCUUGGGUGCAGCCACUCUUGCUGGACUUAUCUCCCUGGAGGACCACGUUACAGGACAUUAAGAGCAGUCUGGAUAACCACACUGAGGUUGUCUUCAUUGCGGACUUCCCUGGGCUUCACCUGGAGAAUUUUGUGAGUGAAGACCUGGGCAACACUAGCAUCCAGCUGCUGCAGGGAAAGGUUACUGUGGAAUUGGUGGCAGAACAGAAAAACCAGACUCUUCAGGAAGGAGAAAAAAUGCAGUUGCCUGCUGGAGAGUACCAUAAAGUCUAUACUAUAUCAUCCAGUCCUUCCUGCUACAUGUACAUCUAUGUCAACACUACAGAGGUCGCACUGGAGCGAGAUCUGGCCUAUCUGCAGGAAUUAAAGGAGAAGGUGGAGAAUGGAAGUGAAACAGGACCCCUGCCUCCAGAACUUCAGCCUCUUUUGGAAGGGGAAGUAAAAGGGGGCCCUGAGCCUACACCUCUGGUCCAGACCUUUCUAAGGCGGCAGCGGAAGCUCCAAGAAAUAGAACGGCGGCGUAACAGCCCUUUUCAUGAGCGACUCCUCCGCUUCUUGCUUCGAAAGCUUUAUGUCUUUCGACGCAGCUUCCUGAUGACUCGAAUUUCACUCCGAAAUCUGCUAUUAGGCCGCCCUUCCCUAGAGCAGCUAGCUCAAGAGGUGACAUAUGCAAACUUGCGACCAUUUGAACCAGUUGAUGAGUCAAGUGCUUCAAACACCGAUUCUUCGAAUCCUAAUCCCCCAGAGCCAGAUUCUGAGCAUGUUCACUCCGAGUUCUGAGGAAGAUGUUCUGUAUAGAUGUGGGAGGAGCCUGUUAAAGGUCUAUCACCUAUGCAAAGGACAUCUAUUGGAGAAGAGCUUUCACAGUACAGCCCAGCUGUCCUCAAACUCAUGGUGGUCCCUCUACUCCAGCCUCUUGUUGUGAUUAUAUGUACAUCACUAAACAUGUCCUGUUUUAAGAUGAUGGCUUACAGGACUCAAGGCAGCAGAGAAUCUCAAUCCCAAGAUUGGGGGUUUAGA